GUAUUAUAAUUUGUAAUUGAUAAAACAUAACCAAAAAAAAGCUGAUCAUUCUUGAUCGCCGAUCGGCAUUCGGCGUAGCCUUGAAUUCUUGAGUAAGUUAAUUCUCGAAUUUAUAUUAUUUAAUUGUUUAUUAAUUUAACUGUGAUACCUAUACUAGUAAAACUUCAUUUUCAUAAGUUCCAUACAAGUUGACUUGUAGGUACAUUUAGUUUACAUCGCUGCAUGUUUUACCAUUGAUGAACAAAAUCUUCAAUUAUUUAGGGAACUUGGUUUGGGAUUGAUGCUCACAACUUACGCAUCAAACACGUAUACAGAAAUCAACAUAAUCACUGAACUGAGUUGCUGUCUUAUCAUAUUAAAUUGUUAACUUCGACAGUGUGUUUUUCGUUGUACAGUUUUUCUACUGUGGAGAAUACAGUAAAUACGACCCCAUCAACCUAACCUUCAUUCUUGAAGAAUCAAAUAUUUAUGAACAGUUAUUUACCACCUUCAGAAAAGAAAAUGUUCAGUUUAGAGGGCGACGAUAAAGCCAAUAGAGGAAUGUUAACCAGUUUUCCAUCAGUUCCAUCUCCAUAUUUGAACUAUGACCCUCAACUUCUACCUCAGUCAUCUCAGCCAGAAUAUAUAUUUCUGGAAGGAGCUGGUUCCAAACAACGUGGGCGUUUUGAAUUGUCAUUUACAGAAAUCGGUACAUCAUGUUUGAUUGGUGCUACAAUUGGUGGCAUACGUGGAAUAUACAGUGGUAUAAAAAUGACAUCCAUGGAAAAUCAAACUAGUACAUACAAUAGAACACAAAUCUUAAAUAGUGUUUUUAAAAAUGGAGCACGUUUGUCUAAUACAUUUGGAACAUUAUCUGUAUACUAUAGUAUCUUCGGUAUCAUAUUAGAAAAAACCCGGGGAUGUGAAGAUGAGCUUAAUACAAUCGUAGCAGGAACAAGCACUGGACUUUUAUACAAAGCUACAAGUGGUCUUAGAAGAUGUGGUAUUGGUGGUUUAAUUGGAUUCAGUCUUGCUACAGCAUUCAGUCUGAUUACAUCAAGAGAUAAAAUUAAAGAAAUGGGCAAAAACGUAUUUCAUUCCUAAAAAUGUUUACCAAAAUAAAAUGUUUGCAAAAAUAAAUGUUCAUAAUAGUUUUUUAGAUACACAGUUAUAAGUCUUUUGAUUGAUAAAAACUAUAUUAACUUGUUUGGAGUCCAGACCUGUUGAAAUUUAUUGAGUUAUAAUUUAAAAAAACAAUUUUUAUGUGUGUAACAGAUAUUUGAUUAACACAAUUUUAAGUUUGUUAAUUGAAUUCAUUUUCAAUAGAACUUCUGUCAUAGUUUUGAUUAAAACAAUUUAUUAAAUCAUCUAGUUUAAAAUAAUAGUUGGCAAAAAUAAAUUAGUCUUUAUAAUGAAAAUUAUAAAAUAUAAUUUAUAUACAUUAUUCUAUUGUAAAAUUAUCAGUUAUAGGGAUAUUCUAAUCUUAUGUUUAUUUGAUUAAUUGAUUUGCUAUUCAUCUAGUGUUAAUUUUAGUGACUGAUGUAAUUGUUAUUUGUAUAUAUUUUAUUUGGCAAGAUUAGAAAGAAAACUAGAUAUUUUGUUUGUAGUUUUAUUAAUUUGAAGCAUUUGAUUGUGAUGAUCGGUUGGAAAUAGUAUCUAAUAUAAUCAAUGCAUAUUUAAAAUGAGCUUGAAAUGACUCAAUAAAUAUUGGAGCUCAUAAUCUUAAUAUAAUUAAUUAUGUUUGAUAAUAAAUCUAUAGAUACCAACAUUUUCAUUUUUAAUCUUAAUGGCUAUUAUAAUUCAAUUUUUUAAUUUUUUGAGUGCAACAUGGUACUAUAUAUUUUAUACUAUAUUAUAUACACUAUUACAUUUAAUUAUUAUUAAACUAAAAUUCUAUAAUACACGUAAAAUUGUUUUUGCCUUGUUACUUAAUGGAAGUAGUUCACCAAAUAGUUAUCUUGUGAAAAAAAAGAAAUAAUAUUAUCAGAAUGACUAGUUAUUAUUUUAAUUUUCUGUAAGUACACAAAUGUAGUAUUUGUUAUGUCAUGUGUGAUCUACCAUGACUAUUAUGAAUUAGAUGUAUGAUUGAUUUAAAGGCAUAUUACCUAAUAUUAUAUUAUUGACUACCAAA
This is a messenger RNA of Acyrthosiphon pisum (pea aphid), 2110 nucleotides long. RefSeq names its product translocase of inner mitochondrial membrane 23 homolog (gene Timm23). Gene Ontology annotation, molecular function: transmembrane protein transporter activity. Gene Ontology annotation, cellular component: TIM23 mitochondrial import inner membrane translocase complex. The coding region runs from base 469 to 1083 and encodes 204 amino acids. The record is from RefSeq and is marked validated. Gene Ontology annotation, biological process: protein import into mitochondrial matrix. The transcript has 4 exons. NCBI's taxonomy places the organism in Eukaryota, Metazoa, Arthropoda, Insecta, Hemiptera, Aphididae.